Messenger RNA from Epinephelus moara (kelp grouper), 3548 nucleotides. RefSeq names its product MORC family CW-type zinc finger 3a (gene morc3a). The record is from RefSeq and is a predicted model, not a curated record. NCBI's taxonomy places the organism in Eukaryota, Metazoa, Chordata, Actinopteri, Perciformes, Serranidae. The coding region runs from base 21 to 3251 and encodes 1076 amino acids. Gene Ontology annotation, cellular component: PML body; nucleus. The transcript has 19 exons. Gene Ontology annotation, molecular function: ATP hydrolysis activity; zinc ion binding.
CUCUACCUAUUGACAGAAAAAUGGCGGCGCAAACAGAUCGCGGGGUCCCACUGAGUACGCUUUGUCCCAAGUUUCUCCAUACCAAUUCCACCAGCCACACCUGGCCUUUCAGCGCUAUAGCUGAGCUCAUAGAUAAUGCCUAUGAUCCAGAUGUCAGCGCCAAACAGUUCUGGAUUGAUAAGACUGUGGUCCAAGGACAAGACUGUCUCAGCUUUAUGGAUAAUGGAAAUGGGCUAGACAAUGAAACGAUGCACAAGAUGCUCAGCUUUGGGUACAGUGACAAGAUCCCUGUGAAGGGUAUCAAGCCGAUUGGCAUGUACGGCAAUGGUUUCAAGUCUGGAUCCAUGCGUCUUGGCAGAGACGCCAUCGUGUUUUCCAAGUCAAAGAAUGUGUCAUGCGUCGGGAUGCUCUCUCAGACCUACCUGGAAAAGAUCGGUGCUAACCAAAUAAGUGUACCUAUUGUCUGCUUUGAACAGAGAGAAAAUAAUAAGUUCAGUGUAAGAGAGGAGCACAAAGCCAGUCUGCAGGACAUCCUGCUCUAUUCCCCUUUCAAGACACAGGAGGAACUGCUCCGUGAGAUCGAUGCCCUCACUUCCAACUCUACAGGGAAAACUGGCACACGGAUCAUCAUCUGGAAUCUCCGCAGCUCUUCCUCUGGAACAACAGAGUUUGAUUUUUUAAGGGACCGUUACGAUAUUCGGAUUCCAUCUGAUGUCUACGAGACAAUGAAUGACACGUCCCAACAACCAGACAGGGUUACGUCAUACAUUCCUGAGAGUUUUUACUCACUGCGGGCGUAUUGCAGUAUUCUCUACCUGAAGCCUCGGAUGCAGAUCAUCAUACGUGGUCAAAAGGUAAAAUCUCAGCUCAUUGCUAAGAGCUUGGCCUGCGUCAGAAAGGACCACUACAGGCCCACUUUCUUGACCAAACGCAUUCGUAUCACUUUUGGUUAUAACACCAAAAGUAAAGACCAGUAUGGCAUUAUGAUGUAUCACAAGAAUCGGCUCAUCAAACCCUACGAACGUGUGGGCUGCCAGCUCAAGGCCAACAACAAAGGUGUUGGGGUCAUCGGGGUGAUUGAGUGUGACUUUCUGGAUCCAACUCACAACAAACAGAGCUUUAAUGAGACAGAUAAGUACAGGAAAACUAUGACCAGUCUGGGGACCAAACUGGAAGAGUACUGGAAUGAAAUCCGCUUCAGCAGAAACAAAGAGAAUCCAAACAGCGACACACCAGUGGAAGAUACCAUGAAGCGACCAGAUCAAAACUGGGUGCAGUGUGAUGACUGUUUGCGCUGGCGCAAACUCCCCGAUGGGAUCGACGUCGCCAAGCUGCCAGAUAAAUGGUUCUGCCGUAUGAACCCCGAUCCUCAGUUCAGGAGCUGCCAGGUAGAACAGGAGCCUGUGGACUCUGAUGAUGAUCAACCUUCGUACCGCAAGACCUAUAAACAGCAAGAGAAGAAAGACAAAAUGAAACUAGAGAAGGAAAGACAAAAGGCUGAGGAGGAAAGAAAGCGGCAGGAAAUGCAGCGCUUGGCUAAUCUCGCUCGGCAGUCACCAGCCCAGAGAAAGCAGCAGAUUGUCCAUUCCCCGUCCACUCCCACUACCCCAAAGAGUAGUUUUAAUACUCCACAUGGGGGUGCUGUGAGGGCUGAAUCCUCCCCUCUGAUAUCAACACUUUCACAAGCUGCUUGCAGUCCUUCCAGUAGCAGUGGUCUUCCAAUUAUUUCUAGUGUAUGCUCGCUGUCGACAGGCCCCCUGAGGGGAAAAAGAGCACAGCCUAUUUCUCCACAAAUGACACCCAAAAGACCUAAAAUUAAUGGCUUCCAUCGGGGCAACACAAAUACGUCGGUGGAUGUGAACCCACCGAGCUCCCCAUCAUUGCUCAUUGAUGAUGAUGAUGAUGAUGAUACUGAUGAUGACAUUUUAAUCUUGGAGACUGUCAGUACUCCCAAGCCAAAGAAGACAGGCUUUGAUUUGAGUAAGGUAAAGACAGAACAAGAGCAGAGUGAUGCUAACGUCGGCAUGCUGUUGGAGUGCAGCGAUGAUGCUGCUGUGGACGACGCCUCGACGACAGACGUUGCAGGAACGGGCUCUGCGGGGUCGGCAGCUGUGGGAACCAGUCCCUCCCCAGCACCCCCUCCAGUCGUGGCCAGCAUCACCACACAGACAGAAGUAACCAAAGUGAAGAAGGAAGAGGAGGACCGAAGUCUAACUGAAAGGGAGGAGAGAGCAGAGCAGAGUGCAUCUAGUAAGAACAGCAGAGAACGGACGUCAGAUGUUGGCGUCGGUGUCUGCAACGAUGAGCAAAGUGUAAUUAAGGAAGAGAGCGGAGACGCUCACAGUGAGAAUCACGGAAAGCAGACCUUGCAGAACAGAGUGACAGAUCACCUGGAUAAUGACGGAGAUGCUGGACCUUCCUGUGAAAAUGCCCGCGACUCUCCAGUUAACCUCCCCAGUGUGACUGAAGUACAGGAACAGCAAGACCACCUCCUAGAGCUUAUGCAGGCUACAGCUGAGGAGAGAGACUCCUUUAAAGAGCAGGUCCAUAAACUCACCUGCCAACUGUCGGACAUGGAGGGCAGGCUGCGGGAGCUGUCUCAGACCAAUGUAAAGAAGGAGUGUUCUCACCAGGCCUGUCAGACGGAGGGAAGCGAGUUUGGGGAGGACUAUAAAAGUCUGUUUGAGAAGGCCAAACAGAAAGUCAAUGAGCUGAUUAAGGACAAAGAGCUUUCACUGGCAGCCACUGAGACCAAGCCCGGUACUGCCCAAGGUGAGGAAAAGGACAUUGAUGACAUUGCAGUGCAAGUCGACUGUCUGAUGCGGGAGCUGGAUCAAAGAAACCAGGAGCGGGAUGAACUGCUCUCACAGGUGGAGAGUCUUGAGGAGGAGAGGGCGAACCUGGCAGCCCAGUGUGAAGAGCUCAGGUUGAGUCUGCAGCAGCAAAGGGAAAACGCACAAAAUGGAAGCACAACUCCACGCAGAGUGACUGAUUCUACUGCACAAACAGAUCCAGAGGAGAGGGGAGCGAUGGCAAACGGUGGCACAGAUUUGACCUCGGAUACAUCCAGAAGUUUGAUCGAGCUGAGGCACAACAUCGGGCGCCUUCUCGUCCGCGACGUCCCCGCUCUAGACCUGGACCAAGUGAAUUAUGAGUGCAAUGUAAUUGAUGAAAUCCUUGAACAAUAUCUCUCCAGGAGAAUGGAGUCUGGUGCAGCCUUGGAGCUGGUAGACAGAGGGAUGGAGCAAUAAAUGAAAAAAAAAAAAUCCUGGAAUAAAGUGCCACACUCCACCUGUAAUGACUCAAAACAGAUUCCAGUGAGUGUAGGGAGAUUAAAUGUUAUUUAUUUGAAGGUUUGUUUAAUGUUUGCAGCUUUUUUUAUCGAUAUACAAUCAAUUCAACACAGUGUAAGCUGCUUUCCUUCAUGUCUUUAUCUUAUGAAUUAUGAAAGCAAUAUAACCAAUGCAGUUAUUGUGUACAUAAAUGAACGUUAUUAGCAUUCACUUUGCUUUGCUGUAAACUGUAAUGUAAAGGUUUUUCCAAACGAA